Messenger RNA from Ochotona curzoniae (black-lipped pika), 641 nucleotides. It is a transcript of the gene RPL11, whose product is annotated as ribosomal protein L11. NCBI's taxonomy places the organism in Eukaryota, Metazoa, Chordata, Mammalia, Lagomorpha, Ochotonidae. The transcript is spliced from 6 exons. Gene Ontology annotation, biological process: translation. The record is from RefSeq and is a predicted model, not a curated record. Gene Ontology annotation, molecular function: RNA binding; structural constituent of ribosome. The coding region runs from base 63 to 596 and encodes 177 amino acids. Gene Ontology annotation, cellular component: cytosolic large ribosomal subunit; ribosome.
CACGCCUCCUGGCCCAUAAGGCUCCGGGCCGGAAGUCCCGCUCUCUUUUCCUGUUCUCCAUCAUGGCGGACCAAGGUGAGAAGGAGAACCCCAUGCGGGAACUGCGCAUCCGCAAACUCUGCCUCAACAUUUGCGUGGGGGAGAGUGGAGACAGACUGACUCGGGCGGCCAAGGUGUUGGAGCAGCUCACGGGCCAGACCCCCGUGUUCUCCAAAGCCAGGUACACAGUCAGGUCCUUCGGCAUCCGGAGAAAUGAGAAGAUCGCCGUGCACUGCACGGUCCGUGGGGCCAAGGCGGAGGAGAUCCUGGAGAAGGGUCUGAAGGUGCGGGAGUACGAGUUGAGGAAAAAUAACUUCUCAGACACUGGAAACUUUGGUUUUGGGAUCCAAGAGCACAUCGACCUGGGAAUUAAAUAUGACCCAAGCAUUGGCAUCUACGGCCUGGACUUCUAUGUGGUGCUGGGCAGGCCAGGCUUCAGCAUCGCAGACAAGAAGCGCAGGACAGGCUGCAUUGGGGCCAAACACAGAAUCAGCAAAGAGGAGGCCAUGCGCUGGUUCCAGCAGAAGUAUGAUGGAAUCAUCCUUCCUGGCAAAUAAAUUCCCGUUUCUAUCUAAGAGGCCAAUAAAAUGUUUUCAGUGAAA